GGGACGAAGUUUGCCCAUGCCUGGUAUAUAGGGUUUUAAUAUGCUCCUCUUCAGGCAAAUCUCACAAAGCAAUUUACAUGCAUGCAUGCACAUAUGCACAUGCACACACACACAUACUAAUAGAAAGGAAGUAAUAAAUGAAAAAUACUGACUGCAGGGGAAAGAAAUCUAUUCAACCUGCAUGAGGUUAAAGGGAAUUUACCAAAGGGUGUGUGCUUCCCCCGCACAAGCAAUAGGAAGUAAUUGUCUGGAGUUUCCUGCUCUUGCACUGAUCACUGAUACUGAAACCUUUUCUCAGUGAACACUGACCUCUAUUUCCUCUUUGGCUCGGCUACAUGUUCCACUUAUCCAGAUUUCAAUUAAUUCCCACCUAGAUAAUACUGACAAAAUCAGAUAGCUAUAAAAAUGAUCUGACAUGCUAAUAUGAUUGUGGGGAAAUUCCCACGUUUGCAUCAUAUAAGGUACACCUCCUGGUGAAUUCCCUCAACCAGGUGUUAUAAGUAGCUCGGCUGAGCAGAUUGACAGAGAUCAGACAAGCCAAAUUCUCCUGACACACAUAAUAUAACCAGUAGAAGAAUCAUGGUUAGCUUCAGCAAGAAGAAUGCAACUUUAGCUCUUCUGGUGGGUCUGAUCAUUCUCGUGGGCACUAGUAAAGCACAAAACAACCAAGACUGCUGCCUUUCUUACACCAAGAGGCCGCUGCCACGAAGAGUUAUCAAAGGAUUUGCAGAACAACUUUCCAGUGAAGUCUGUGACAUCAAUGCUGUCAUUUUUAUUACUAAGAAUGGAUUGAGAGCUUGUGCAAAUCCUAAAGACCAGUGGGUGAAGAAGCACCUCCAGUGGUUAAGCAUUAAACUCAAGAAGAUGUCAAAAUUGCACAAUUACUGAAGUGAAACAAGAGGCAACGGCAGACCAAAGAACCUAAGCUGGGUUGUAAUUGUUUCUCUGUACACUAUUGUGUGCUUCCUAAUUUUUUAAAAAUAGAUUCUUUGGAACCUCAAAAACUGAUUCAUAUUGCAUCGAUUACUGUUUUAAAUGAAGCAUAGCAGACAUGUUGCUUUGUUUGUGAUCAAAACGUAAGUGUUAAACUGUAUUUCAUGCAUAUGUGUCUUACUGGGUGUUACAUACAUCCUACUCUUCAUAUGAUGCAUAUAUUGUAACUAAUUUUAGUGCUCUCUCUUUCCAUAUAUAUAUGGAUGGCAUUGCCACUGUUCUAGAAACCUCUGUUAUUACAUUCAUCCUUUGCAACAUAUUAUUGCAUAUUGGAUUGGUGGGAUUUGCUUUUACAUUUCUUUAAAAUGUAUGGCAUACAUUUAUUCAUCACUUUUUGGUGACUGUUCUGAGUAAUGUUUUAUUUUAAGUUGAAACAUAUAAACUGGAACAUGUAUGGUAUUUUAGUAUAUAUGAAAAAAACAUAUCAAUGAAUAAACAUGUUUUACAACA
Anolis carolinensis (green anole) is the source of this 1443-nucleotide messenger RNA. RefSeq names its product C-C motif chemokine ligand 20 (gene ccl20). Lineage: Eukaryota; Metazoa; Chordata; Lepidosauria; Squamata; Anolidae. The record is from RefSeq and is a predicted model, not a curated record. Gene Ontology annotation, cellular component: extracellular region. The transcript is spliced from 4 exons. The coding region runs from base 580 to 888 and encodes 102 amino acids. Gene Ontology annotation, biological process: immune response. Gene Ontology annotation, molecular function: chemokine activity.